AUGUUCUCGUUGUUUUGGGGGCUGUGGAGCUAUUUAUUCAGCAAGGCGGAGCUGCAUCUGCUCAUCGUUGGGCUUGACGACGCAGGCAAAACGGUAGGUAAGUGCACACUUCUGGAGCAGCUUAAGGGCAUUUUUGGCAAGAAGCCAGGCAUCCCGCUGGACAAGAUCCCGCCCACUGUGGGGCUUAACAUCGCUCGAGUUGAUAUCAGACGAUCGAGAGUCAUUUUUUGGGAUCUCGGAGGACAGGAGCGACUUCGGGCUAUCUGGAACAAAUAUUACAGUGAGAGUCACGGCAUCGUGUUUGUGAUCGAUUCUGCCAAUGAAGAGAGGUUUUGGGAAGCCAAAGAGACAUUGCACGCCAUGCUUUCGAAUUCAGAACUCUCUGGGGUGCCGCUGCUAGUGCUUGCCAACAAAAUGGACUUGGAUAAUGCCCGGACCGUCAACCACAUUUCUGGGAUGUUGGACCUGGAAGGGCAUCCGGGCGCGGUAGCGAGUUACCCUAUCUGUGCAUUGACAAGGCGCGGCAUUGAAGGCGCGAUGAACUGGCUGGUUGACGCGGUAAAAGCCAGCGAUCGAUAUUACGAGAAAACAAACGCUGGUGCGACGUGA
This is a messenger RNA of Phytophthora infestans T30-4, 609 nucleotides long. Its product is annotated as ADP-ribosylation factor-related protein, putative. Gene Ontology annotation, molecular function: GTP binding; GTPase activity. The record is from RefSeq and is a predicted model, not a curated record. Gene Ontology annotation, biological process: protein localization to organelle; intracellular protein transport; Golgi to plasma membrane protein transport. Bases 1 to 609 code for a protein of 202 amino acids. The transcript is spliced from 6 exons. Lineage: Eukaryota; Oomycota; Peronosporomycetes; Peronosporales; Peronosporaceae. Gene Ontology annotation, cellular component: Golgi apparatus.